Molecule: messenger RNA, 3338 nt
Organism: Cicer arietinum (chickpea)
Lineage: Eukaryota; Viridiplantae; Streptophyta; Magnoliopsida; Fabales; Fabaceae
Product: ABC transporter A family member 7-like
Biological process (GO): lipid transport; transmembrane transport
Cellular component (GO): membrane; intracellular membrane-bounded organelle
Molecular function (GO): ATP binding; ATP hydrolysis activity; lipid carrier activity
Source: RefSeq, a predicted model, not a curated record
AUAUAACGGUAUGUGUUCGAGUAAGCUGAGAAAAACCAAAGACACGAAGAAAAGCAACAAGGUUGCAGUGACAAACACGCACAACUAAGUAACAACAUUACAAAAAGUGCUGGUUGUGUGUGUCUCUGUCAAAUCAAAAACAAAAACAUGGUUAAUGUAAAUCAUUCCCCUUCCCCUGCUACCUUCUGGACUCAAGCAAACGCACUUCUGAGAAAUAAUUUAACCUUCCAGAAACGGAACAAGAAGGCGAACAUUCGGUUGAUUCUAUUCCCAUUGAUCCUUUGCAUCUUACUGGUUCUCCUUCAAUAUGUAAUCGACACUCAAUUGGAUAAACCAAAGUUUAAAUGCGGUUGCGAAUGUCCUAAGAGCGAUAUAUGUGAUGAAUCAGAGAAGGUUUGUGGGGUGGAGUAUUCCGAUGAGACUCAACUUGUUACAUGUGCGAUUCCUAAUCCAACUGAAUGGCCUCCUCUCUUGCAACUUUCUCAAGGGAAAUGGUAUCCAGCUGUUUUUACCACGCUCUUCACCGCCCAAAAUCACUCCUUUGGACAGAUUGUGUCUAACAAUAUGUUUCCAAGUAACUUCACCAUGGAUUUAUCUGAUAUCAAGGGUAGUUUGGCUUUAAAUGUGCUGGGAUCCGAAUCAUUGGCCGAGGACAACAAUUUUAUUGAACCUGCUUUCACUUCGGAGCUUCCCAUUUAUAAUCUACAAACUCAGUGCCCUCAGGACAACAUUGCAUUCCCAGCUCAGUUCCAGAUAGGAGGCGGUAAUGAACAGGAAGAUACACACACAUUUCCAAUAGAGAUAGGAGGCAGGGCAUUGACUAAAGAAAUCAAAUGUGCCAAUGGUAUAAAUUUAUGGCGUAACAGUUCUUCUGAUAUCAAUGAUGAGAUAUAUAAAGGUUAUCAAAGUGAUGACCCAGAAGGACAGAUCAAUGAUAUAGUUUCAGCUUUUGAUUUUCUAAAUUCAAAUGAGGAUGCAUUCAAUGUCACUGUAUGGUACAAAUCAACCUUCAAAGGCAGCAACAAUUUUGGUCCUACUCCAUUGUUGCGGAUUCCUCGUUCCAUAAAUCUGAUAUCAAAUGCCUACUUACAGUUUCUACGUGGACCCGGUACCAAAAUGUUAUUUGAGUUUGUAAAGGAAAUGCCAAAAUCUGCAACCCCAAUUAAGAUUGAGAUAGCGUCUCUUCUGGGCAGUCUGUUCUUUACAUGGGUCGUUCUGCAACUUUUUCCAGUUGUUCUGACAGCACUGGUUUAUGAGAAGCAACAAAAAUUAAGAAUCAUGAUGAAAAUGCAUGGUCUUGGUGAUGGGCCAUAUUGGAUGAUUUCAUAUGGUUUUUUUCUUGCCUUAUCAGUGAUCUACAUGGUUUGUUUUGUGCUAUUUGGCUCAGUCUUAGGAUUAAAAUUCUUCACGUUGAAUGACUACAGCAUCCAAUUCGUGUUUUAUUUCAUCUAUGUAAACUUACAAAUUUCACUGGCAUUUUUGUUGGCUUCCUUUUUUUCAAAUGUUAAGACUGCUACAGUAACUGCAUAUAUAAGCGUCUUUGGAACUGGUCUAUUAGCUGGCUUUCUUUUCCAAUUUUUUAUUCAAGAUUCAUCAUUUCCAAGAGGGUGGAUCAUUUGUAUGGAGUUGUAUCCUGGGUUUGCUUUGUAUCGUGGGUUGUAUGAGUUUGCACAGUAUGCCGUCAGUGGCAGUCAUUCGGGAACUGAUGGUAUGCGAUGGCAGGAUCUGAGUGAUAGUUCCAAUGGCAUGAAAGAGGUCUUGAUUAUCAUGUCUGCUGAGUGGAUAGUAGUGCUUUUUGUUGCUUAUUACAUCGAUCAAGUAUUGUCAACAGGAACUGGAAAAAGUCCUCUUUUCUUCUUGAAAGGAUUUCAGAAAAAACAUCUUUCACCAUUCAAGAAGCCCGGUUUUCAAGAGCAGGGGUCAAAAGUUUUGGCUCAGAUGGAUAAACCCGAUGUCAUCCGAGAGAGGGAGAAGGUGGAGCAGCUGCUACUUGAACCAACCCUUAAUCAUGCAAUUGUUUGCGACGACCUAAAAAAAUUCUAUCCAGGAAGAGAUGGAAAUCCAGGAAAAUUUGCAGUAAAAGAAUUAUUCCUUGCUGUGCCUAGAGGGGAGUGCUUCGGUAUGCUCGGUCCUAAUGGUGCCGGGAAGACUUCUUUUAUCAGUAUGAUGAUUGGUCUCACAGAGCCAACAUCUGGUGCGGCAUAUGUUGAAGGCCUUGACAUAAGAACUCAUAUGAAUGGAAUAUAUACUAACAUGGGAGUUUGUCCACAGCAUGACUUGCUGUGGGAAACCUUGACUGGUAGAGAGCACCUACUUUUUUAUGGAAGACUUAAAAAUCUUACAGGUUCAGUCUUGACUCAAGCAGUAGAAGAAUCUUUGAAGAGUUUAAACCUUUUCCAUGGAGGGGUUGCUGAUAAACAAGCUGGAAAAUACAGUGGAGGGAUGAAGAGGAGGCUUAGUGUUGCAAUUUCAUUAAUUGGGGACCCCAAAGUUGUUUAUAUGGAUGAGCCAAGUACUGGAUUAGACCCUGCUUCAAGAAAAUGUUUAUGGAAUGUUAUCAAGCUUGCAAAACAGGAUCGUGCAAUCAUUCUGACAACACAUUCUAUGGAAGAGGCAGAGGCCUUAUGCGAUCGAUUAGGAGUAUUUGUAAAUGGUAACUUGCAGUGCAUCGGAAAUCCAAAGGAGCUAAAAGCCAGAUAUGGAGGAACUUAUGUGUUGACAAUGACAACAUCUUCGGAUCGCGAGAAGGAUGUAGAGAACAUGGUACAACAGCUCUCUCCAAAUGCCAACAAGAUAUACCGUCUUUCUGGAACUCAGAAAUUUGAGCUGCCAAAAGAGGAUGUUAAAAUAGCAAAUGUAUUCCAAGCUGUUGAAAUUGCAAAAAGAAACUUCACUGUUUUUGCAUGGGGUUUAGCAGAUACCACAUUAGAAGAUGUCUUCAUUAAGGUAGCACGUGAGGCUCAGGCAUCUGAUACCUUGUCAUAAUUUUUAUCCACUAUUCAAGGUUAAUUAGUAGGCAAAUGCUAACGACCACCCUUAGUACACUAUAGUCUACAUGAAGUGUACAAAUUCAAGCGUUGGAGUAACCAAGUUAAAUUAAUAUGAAGUAACAAAUGGUUAGAUUAGAUGGUAAAAUAGUCUAUAUAUACGAAAUACAUGUUAAUUCAUAUUUGAUAAGCCUUAAUGUUAUCUCUACGAUUUAUAUUUUCAAAUUUUAAAUUGGGGUUUGUUUGGAAAUUAGGAGGGUAUGAGAUGGGAGGGGUUUGAGUUUAUGUGUUUAUUGAUAGACAAGUGAGUCUUUAAUGAAUAAUAAAGGGAGAAUUUUAAAAUAUUUGUUA